AAUAUUUAAGAGAUGUAAUUGUUAAAGUGCUCAAUUCAGUGAGUACCUUAGAGGGAUAUUAAAAUAAGUGCGAACCGUGGAAGAAGAAGUCAUCACCAUGAAAUCCGAAAGUAAACAGGGUUAUUCUGUGUCUAUUAAUGAUGAUAAAGCAGAUGAAAAACUAGCAGAAAUUAUGGCCAGUAAAAUGACUUUAGCUGACUAUGAAAAUAAGUCAUUUAAAAGUGUUCUACCUCAGUGUAUUGGAACGUUUGUAGCGUCAGGAUUCAAUUUAAUUGUAGGACUAGGUUUAGCGUACACCGGCAUCCUUAUUCCUGCUAUUGAAAGUCCUAAUUCCGAUAUAAAAGUAACGACGACAGAAAGUUCCUUAAUCGCAAGUAUAACCACCCUAGUAAUAGCACUGACAAGUCUGACAUGUGGACCCGUAAUGGAUAGAAUUGGCCGAUUAAACUGCAUAAAAAUAUCCAUCAUACCCAUUACGGUGGGUUGGGUUUUAAUUGCCCUUGCUAAAAGCACCACCAUGCUAUUGAUAGGUCGAGUUUUUGUAGGAAUAAGUGGAGGUAAACCUAAAAUGAUAUACUAACCAAUUAAAUAAGAC
Molecule: messenger RNA, 595 nt
Organism: Agrilus planipennis (emerald ash borer)
Lineage: Eukaryota; Metazoa; Arthropoda; Insecta; Coleoptera; Buprestidae
Product: facilitated trehalose transporter Tret1-like
Exons: 4
Coding region: 98-580 (160 amino acids)
Biological process (GO): transmembrane transport
Cellular component (GO): membrane
Molecular function (GO): transmembrane transporter activity
Source: RefSeq, a predicted model, not a curated record